AUAAUGCAUAUUGCAUUGCACUCGCAGAAUAAGACAGCAGCUUAGUAGAAGUGAAAUUCCUGUGACUGCCAGUAAAUUAGAAAAUUACAGAAUUUCUAAAUUUUCUCCCGUGAUCGUUGUGCUCAGUUUAGUGGAUUUACUGUCGAUAGUGUAGCAGUUCCUAGGUGGGGUUUGAGUGUAGCAAUUUCUUGACCUUGUGAAGGCAACCCCAUUUGUGCCACGCAAAACAAACUUGCUCGGAUUAGGGUGGAGUGUAAAACCGACACAUUGUGCAAUCGGGUGAUACAGAAAAUUCGAUAAAGUGAUACGAUAAUUGUGUGUGCACUGGUGACCCGUCCUAUGUAGCAAUUGUUUUUCGGUGGGGGAUAACAUACGGUGCUCACAGCAAUGAGAUCGCAGUUCAGCCCGUUCAAUACAUCGCUUCUAACGCCCAGCGGAAGUGCAUCCGCAUCACCGGGUUCGAUGCCGCAACGACCCCCCCGACGAAGAGCACAAUCGGUAGGCAAUUCCAGCCACGGCAGUUCGCUAGCAUUGGCUUCUUCGACUCCAAGAGGUUCCCUGUUUAGCGCUAAUGACGAGGAUACCUGCAUGGUGCGAAUAAAGGUGGUGGCCGCUCAUUCCCUAACCAAGAAGGACAUCUUUGGAAACAGUGAUCCGUACGUGAAAAUAGACAUCAAUACGAUCGUGGGGGAUGCGAACAUCGAUUCCAUGGUCACGAAGACAAAGAAAAAAACGCUCAAUCCUGUGUGGAACGAAGAGUUUACUCUUAGGGUUAAGCCCAACGAACACAAACUGGUGUUUCAGGUGUAUGAUGAAAAUCGACUGACCCGUGAUGGUUUCUUGGGAAUGGUUGAGCUAACUCUCAUCAAUCUGCCCCGGGAACAGGAAGGUCGAACGAUUGGCGUAAAAAACUAUCCGCUUCGACCCAAGAAAAUCUCUAGUAUGCUGCGAUCCAAAAUACGAGGUUCGUUAGAUAUCUACCACGCAGUCAUGCGUGAUCCAGAAAGUGCGGGUCCGGACUCUUGGAGUGCUGCCGUACUGCAAACGCCCACACCUAGUCUUCGAGCGGCUCAGGCUGCGGUCGUCAACGUGGAAAGUGCACUGCCAGCCGGCUGGGAGGAGCGACAGGAUGCGAUCGGACGAACCUACUACGUGAAUCACAUUGCCCGCACCACGCAGUGGGAACGACCGACGGCGGUACUGCCGCAGCACGGCAUUAACGAGAUGGCCGCCGCCUUUCAGCGACGGUUCCACAUUAGCAACGAUCCGGGCGACACCGAGGCCAGUAACAACAAUGCGGACACAAUGAGUAUCACCUCCGAGAGUAACACCAGCCUGCGAAUGGAUCAAUCGUUGAGCGAAUCCGUGAACGGUGACAACAACAACAGCACCACCAGAAGUGGUCUAUCGCCGUCACCAUCGACUGUAUCCCUUCCGAAUGGUACCAGUGGUAGUGGAAGGCCCAUCCGACCAGCCCCGUUACCGCCGAUGACUGCCUCUGCGGGUACUACUCCGACCAGUGGACGACGGAUGGCUCCUCAGCCACCAACAGGGGCUACCACCUCGCCGCUGAUUCCGGCCUCGCGACACCCCCUAGAGAACAACCCUAGCUCCAUUGCGGAGGACGAAAGCAACAACAAUACUAACGGUGGUGUGCUGCUUAACGACACCGGGGGAGGAACCACGGCACGGGAGCUUGCGGACAGUACGAUCAGCAGGAUAAAUGCUAGCAACAGGUCGUCACCCAGCAGCUCACCUCAAUUGGGAGCUGCUGUUUCGCACCAGCCGCCACUGCCUAGUUCCGAAGGUUUACCAACGGGUUGGACCAUGCAAUUUGCCGGUAACGGGCGGCUUUUCUUCAUCGAUCACAUCAAUAAGAAAACGUCCUGGGUCGAUCCCAGAACCGGUGUUGCCAGUGCGAUUCCUAAUGCUGCACAGGCUAACAGUGCAACGGCUGCGGGAGCGAACGGCGAAGUCGCCGGAGUCGCCGGUGUCACUGGCACCGGUCGAGCUGACGACGAACUAGGGCCACUGCCGGAAGGCUGGGAAGAGCGUGUACACAGCGACGGUAGGACGUUCUUUAUCGAUCACAACACUCGGGCAACACAGUGGGACGAUCCGCGGCUGUCGAACCCCAAGAUCGCCGGUCAGGUGGUGCCAUAUUCGAGGGACUAUAAGCAGAAGUACGAGUACCUUAAAAGUCAGCUGAAGAAACCGGCAAACGUACCGAACAAAAUCGACAUCAAAAUCCGGCGAAAUUUCAUUCUGGAAGAUUCCUACCGGAUAAUCAACUCGGUAACCAAAGUUGACCUGCUGAAAACGAAACUGUGGGUCGAGUUCGAGGGAGAGGCCGGCCUGGACUACGGUGGACUGGCUCGCGAAUGGUUCUACCUGCUGUCGAAGGAGAUGUUCAACCCGUACUAUGGGCUGUUCGAGUAUUCUGCGAUGGACAACUACACGCUGCAGAUCAAUCCGUCCAGUGGGCUGUGCAAUGAGGAGCAUUUGAACUACUUCAAAUUCAUCGGGCGGAUAGCUGGCAUGGCGGUGUAUCACGGCAAGCUGCUGGAUGCGUUCUUUAUCAGGCCCUUCUACAAAAUGAUGCUGCAGAAGCAAAUUGAUCUUAACGAUAUGGAAUCGGUGGACACUGAGUAUUAUAAUUCGCUGCUCUACAUCAAGGAGAAUGACCCGUCCGAGCUGAUGUUGACCUUCAGCGUGGACGAGGAGAGCUUCGGAACGAUGAGUCAGAGAGAGCUGAAACCCAACGGAGCCAAUAUAGAGGUGACGAACGAGAAUAAAGACGAAUACAUCAAAAUGGUGAUCGAGUGGAGGUUUGCGGCCCGAGUCAAAAGCCAGAUGCAAGCAUUUCUAGAUGGGUUCGGCUCAAUAGUUCCACUGCAUUUGUUGAAAAUUUUUGACGAAAAUGAGCUGGAACUGUUGAUGUGCGGUAUUCAGUGUAUCGACGUGAACGACUGGAAGCGAAACACGCUCUAUAAGGGAGAUUACUACGCUAACCACGUGGUGGUGCAGUGGUUCUGGAGAGCUGUGCUCUCCUUCAACAAUGAAAUGCGGGCGCGGUUGCUUCAAUUUGUGACGGGUACUUCCCGGGUGCCGAUGAAUGGAUUCAAGGAGCUGUACGGUUCCAAUGGACCGCAAAUGUUCACGAUUGAAAAAUGGGGCACCGCGAACAACUACCCGAGAGCACACACUUGUUUUAACCGGUUGGACCUCCCACCGUAUGACAGCUACUCACAGCUUAAAGAUAAACUGGUCAAAGCAAUCGAAGGCAGCCAAGGAUUUGCGGGUGUGGAUUAGAGCACAUGAUUUCGCUCUAAGCAAACAACAUUCCACCCAGAUAGCACAAAAACACACACACUAACACUAACACAGCCACACCCAUAUGCUACCUGCGGUUCUGAAAGAACAAGCAGAUCAAUUAUAAAUAAUAAGUUUUGAUAGCACUAAGCGAAAAGUUGCGCUAUUCACAACAGUCGAUGAAAGGCAAUUUAAUUUCAGAGCAUAUUUUCAUUUUUAUCUGCCAUAACAAAUCGAGUCUCCUCAACCAAAAAUCGGUGAAAACUAGGAAACAAAUUAUUUUCCCCUUAAUGGAAAGGAAGAAAACGAGUACCAACGAAACGAGAGAGAGAAAGACAGAGAGAGAGAGAGUGCCUUGCAGCAGAAUUUGCCUCGUAAUUUCGCAAUUCCGAAGUUUUCAAGCAAUAACCUCUGUCGGAGGAAGAACUAAAUGGAGAAACACGAGUAAUUUUCAACAUCCAGAAAAACCAAAAAUAUUUAUCAUUUUAAUCAGUUUAGACUAAGGCACAUGGUGGUGAAGCGCAGAGCGGCGCUCGAAUUUUGUGAUCUUUGAACCUCUGUCUGGACACACCCAGUGAUCGCGAGACGGGAAUUGUUUUGGAACAAAGAGGAUUCUUUGUUGUUUGGCCGGAAUUGUGAAAACUACACUAGAGGUGCAUGCAUACAAAAUAUAAUACCUAGCUACGAAUUAGUCUGUAGCAUAUGAAAGCUACUUGCGGACAUUUACGAGAUAGAGCACGAAAUCUGCAUGUAUUAUAAAAGUUUUUAAUUAAAGUGCAA
Sabethes cyaneus is the source of this 4092-nucleotide messenger RNA. Its product is annotated as E3 ubiquitin-protein ligase Nedd-4-like. Gene Ontology annotation, molecular function: sodium channel inhibitor activity; ubiquitin protein ligase activity; protein binding. Gene Ontology annotation, biological process: ubiquitin-dependent protein catabolic process; regulation of dendrite morphogenesis. The coding region runs from base 388 to 3312 and encodes 974 amino acids. The transcript has 10 exons. NCBI's taxonomy places the organism in Eukaryota, Metazoa, Arthropoda, Insecta, Diptera, Culicidae. The record is from RefSeq and is a predicted model, not a curated record.